AUGACCAGUAGACACCUCAUCAACAGGUGGCUGUUACAGAAUGUAGAGGGUAAUUGAUGCAGAAGAAAGGCAAAAAACUAUGGGAACAAAUACUCACUGCAUAAUUUUCAGAAGAUAACUCUCACCCUAAGAAGAAAGCAUGACAUAUGAAGUAGUGGAGAUGAGUUAAAUGUGAACUUUUUUGCAAUUGAAAGAGAAAAAGACAAGAAGAGACUCUUACCAUUCUCGUUUAUUGGAUACUACAGGCAGAAAUCUGGGAGACUGACUAGUAGAAUUCUCAUCUUCUGCCGGGUUAUGUUAGAGGUCCCAGGAUCUGUCACCAGCAGCAGCCCUGGAGUGAGCAGUGUCCAGGGGGGGGGGGGGGGGGGGGGGGGGGUCGGACUUCGUCCACUUUUCCGGCGAGGCGAACGCGGAAGAGCGGGAGCUGAGGGUUUCCGACUACUCAGAUUGUGGCGUGGCGACUGCUGCAAGAUGGAGGUGGGCUUGGCGGCCGAAGAUGGUCGGGAUGGUCCCCGGGAGCGGCGACGCUUGGAUGAAGCCGAGAGGCCGCAGCAGAACCACGAAGUGCGGCCUCAGUCCGGGGCAGACCGGUUACCAAAACAUUCCUACUGGUUGGAUCUCUGGCUCUUCGUCCUCUUAGACGUGGUGUUGUUUUUCUUCGUGUAUUUUUUACCCUGAAUGGUUUGCCUGAUACCUAAAUUAAGAAUUUUGGCUCCUGGAGUGGAUCCUGAAAAUGACUACAAACUUCUUGAACAAAGAAGGCAGGAUUGUGCACCAGAAGAAUUUCAGACUCUAAGAGACCUUCAUUUCAUUUUACACAUUCUGUUAUUCUUUGCGGGAACUAUAUUAAAUGGGUAAUGAUCUCAGCCAUUCAUAGCUAAGUUCUUAAAACUCGGCUCUGAUUCACAUUUUAAAACUUUUUACAGAUUAUUUGGUGGCUUUACAGGGGCUGAACAUAAAAAGUAUUUAUACAUGAAGGUUUAUUAUACUUAUUAGGAAAUAGAUUGUUUUUCCUUUAACAUUUUAAGGGUUGGCCAAGGUUUAGUAUGAUGCAGAUAAUAUGGUGAAAUAAUAAGGUGAAAUAUUUAGAAAUAAAUUAUACAAAAGCAAGGGAAGAAUUUUGAAAAAAGGAGUUAAAAGCUAUACAGAAAAUGCAGGCCCACAAUAUAUUUGCUGUAAGUGCCAGUUUAAUUUUUAGAUUAAGUGGACCUCUGUUAUGGUUGCUAGGUUGGUACAAUCUUAGAGAAAGUAUAUAAUAUCCAGUAAUGGAAGGCUAGAGUGCAUGGGGUCUUACCUGGAUGCUUCCCCUCACUUUUAAGCUCUUGAAGUCUGUAAAGUAGGACUGUGUGUUUCAAACCUAAUUUUUAUUGUGGUUGCAUUAAGAAUGUCUGUGGCCAAAACAUGUUUAUUAUAAUGUCUGUAACUUACUUUAAUACUCCAGCAAAGUCACCAUAUUUACUCUUUGAGCAAAUGUUUGAGCACUUACUGUGGGCCAGGUACCGCACUGAACGAAACAGACAAAAAUCCUUGCCUUUAUGGAGCUUACAUUCUUUUUUAUAUAAGUAUGUUAACAAGAAUUUAUUUCCCAGGAGUGAUCAGCUAGUAUUUAGUCAAAAAGGUCACAUUCCCAAAGCAGCUACUAUAAGCCCUUCAGAAGCUAUUCCUAUUAUAUAACAGAUGUUAGAAAUGGGCUCUUGUCCUUGAAAUUGGUGACAUUUUAUAUAUUGGAAUUGCCUAAAUAUUUUUCCCGUCCCUUAGAAGCAGGGCAUAGAUCUGGUAAACUCUACAUCUUCUGUUCUUUAGAAUGGCAUUUAGGGUUAGUGUGAAAUCUGGGAUUGAUUUUGGAGGCUUUUAGCCUAAUGCUGACUAUAAGUUUAACAAUUACGCCUUCAGAGAACCUAACAAACCUGCCUGAGGAGAACUUUUUAGGCAAGGUUGAAGCAUCUAGAGAAACAGAACUGGGAUUUCAUUGAGGGUACCAAACAGAUUGUAUGAAUUGUUUUGUGCUACUUGCUAGUAAUUUUGUCCAAUAAAUGUUGAUUAUACAGGUAAA
This is a messenger RNA of Aethalodelphis obliquidens (Pacific white-sided dolphin), 2053 nucleotides long. RefSeq names its product allregulin (gene ARLN). NCBI's taxonomy places the organism in Eukaryota, Metazoa, Chordata, Mammalia, Artiodactyla, Delphinidae. The record is from RefSeq and is a predicted model, not a curated record.